Molecule: messenger RNA, 6035 nt
Organism: Conger conger (European conger)
Lineage: Eukaryota; Metazoa; Chordata; Actinopteri; Anguilliformes; Congridae
Gene: atad5b
Product: ATPase family AAA domain containing 5b
Exons: 23
Coding region: 358-5811 (1817 amino acids)
Cellular component (GO): nucleus
Molecular function (GO): ATP hydrolysis activity; DNA clamp unloader activity; ATP binding
Source: RefSeq, a predicted model, not a curated record
UGUCCAAGGAGACACGGAGUUCGGCGCACUUUUCAAACAGUAUCGAGUCUAUCGAUGUGUACUAUUUUGCUCACGUUUAAAACGACAGCUACAUCGUAUGAUAUAACUGAACCAAAUACGUGAAUUACGUAUGAUCAACAAUGUUGAGUUUUAAGCUAAAUGGCUGUUUCAAACAACCUAUCUAUUUCUAUUUAGCUUUGUAGCCAGCUAGCUAACGAACCUCGCGCGAGGAUCUUCUGCAGCACUUGGAAUCAUCUGUGUUAACUUACCUGAAACAGAAAUGACUGCAACAUAACUAGCCCAGGUAUUACAUUAUUCAGCAGGCUGAUCGUCACAGGUCUCUGCAUUGGAAAAGCUAUGGCUGGGGCUGUUGCUAUGGCAUCUGUUACUGAAGAUUUUGAGACUCAGCCUCGAAAAAGACAAAGAAAAGAUGCACCUCCUGUCAAGACGAUCACCAACUACUACUCUCCUGUGCCGAAGCCUUUCUCUCCCCCCAAGUCUAACAUCUUGGAUUACUUCGGUAAGACUUCGCCAGCAGAAAGGAAGAAGGACAGCGCUUCAGAGCAGAGCAAGGAAGACGGGAGCAAGGCACUGGAGUCCCCUGGUGACGCAGAGAUCCCGGCGAAGCCCCCGAAACCCCAGGGGCUGAGGCGGGGCAGGCGGCGGGGCAGACCCUCCAAGCUCAGCGUGUCGGCAGAGGACGGGCGUGCGGAGACGCCCGCGCCCGCCUGCGAGGUUUCCGAAUCGAGCUGCUCCAGCGACGGGGUGGCGGUGCUGGGGGACCAGGGCCUCCUGGGCAGCGAAACGGCCGCCCUGUUGGCCCAGAUCAGCCGCGAUGUCCGCGUGGCGGACGAGCCGCCGAGCGGGGCCGAAUCUGCGCCGACGAGCACCCCUCCGCACGCUGGGGAGAACCCGAAGAAGAGGAGCUCCGACGAGCCGCAUCAGGAGGAGGGUCCAGGCUCUCCCACACAGCCGGUGGAGCAAGCGUCCCCGGGGGACAAGAGGAACAAGGCCAAACCUGCCAGGAAGGCUAAAAGCCUGCAGAAGCAGGGCUCGCCGGAGGCCCCAGAGGCUGAUAGGUCCCUGUGUGACGCCAGCCUGGAGGGCAAAGCAGACGAGGCUCCUCUGCUCAACAACAGCACCAUCGUCAUCUCCUUUGAGGACUUUGUGCAGAGUCAGAGCCAGGCGGACAGCAGCGCCAGUGUGGAGACCCCUGAGAGCAAAGCGGAGGUGUUGGGCACACCCCCUUCUGCUGAAGGCGAGCCCGGACCUUCCCGGCUAGUGUCGCCCCGAAUUCUCACCGUCCAGGCAGAGGUGCACGCCGUCUCCCGAGCGCCCGCACUGGGCCGGUCUUCGGACAAGAGGCUGGCGUCCAUCUUCACACGGAGGCGAGAGAGUGAGGGAGAAGAGGGCAAAGCGACGGGCUCCCCCCCUCCCCAGGAGAAGGCCGCAGCACCCGGACGUUUUCAAUGGAGGUCCAACGUGAUCCUGCUGGAGGACGAGCUGGAGCUGUCCGUCAUCGAGUCCAGCUCCGCGCCCAAGUGCAGCCAGGCGGAGAGGAGGCAGUUCAUGAACGCGUUCAAACAGGCCAGCCUGGACAGCGGCCGGGGCAAGGCGAAGAAGGGCCCGGGCAAACCGGGAGAGGCUGGGGAGGAAGCCCAGCCAGAGGAGGAGGAGAGGCAGGAGGAGAGGCAGGAGGAGGACAAGCCAGAAGAGCAGGGUCAGGAUGCUCCCGCCAUCCCAGAGAUGGAGCAGGAAAAGCCAGCCGGGGCUGGACAGACGCGAGGCAGCAGGCUUGGGAAGAGAGGCAGGAGGAGAGGCGGGGGGGAGGCCGCAGCCCCCGUCCCGGCUGCAGCCGCGGAGGAGACGCCGCCUCUCCAGGCUGGGAAAGAGGACGACGGCGAGGGAGCGACCGACGCUCUCCCUUCCACUCCAGCCGGGAGGGGCCCCGUCAGGAGGUCCGUCCGAGCCCGGCCCCGCAGCGUCACCCCUGCCCGCGAACAGGCCACGCCUCCCCCUAAAGCCGGGAGCCGGGAGAGGUCGAAGGGUCGGGGAGGGGCCGCGGGGCGCUCGGCCGAGCCUCUCACGCCCAGAGCGCGGGGGCCCAAGCGCGGCCUGUACAGGGCCGAGAUGAUCUCGUCUCCCGACGACAAGGGCAGCCCGAUCCGGAUGAGAUUGCGGCGUGUCUUGCCCAACUCUGAGCAGUCUGGCGCCGCGAGUGACUUCGAAAUACUGAGUCCCUUAGCAGUUCAGAAGCCCAGUUUAUCUAAGAACAGGAAGCAAAAAGCCAAAAAGCUGGUCCAGAAAGCCAGAGUACUCCAGCAGAACAAGAAGGCCGCAGCUAAUGUGGGCACUAAGGAUCCCGUAAAGCGCCGGCUACGAACCCGGGACGUCCCGAAGAGCUACUGUGAGGACGAGGACUCUGUCAUGUGCCUGUCGGAUGUGCAGAAAAGCCCCGCUCCUGCUGCGAAAGACAAGGCCAGUGGUCAGAAGCAGCUGCGCAGUCUGAACGAUGUCUUGGGAAGGAACGCAGCUGAGAACAAAGCGGGCAAGAGUACUACAGCCCCAAAAGCGGCUGCCCUGCUCCUUGGGAAGAAGCCUCAGAAGCCUUCAGCUGUCAUCUCCAUAUUUGAUGACAGCAGUCGGGACGGCUCCGAGAACUCUCAGGACAGCGAGCCGUUCAGAGCCCGCCGGGAGUUCCUGAAGAGCGGCCUGCCGGACUCCUUUAAGAAGCAGAUCGCCAGGACGACGGCCAGCCACGAGGCCUACUCCCUGGCCUCCGCGUCGUUCUCCGCCGCGCUGCACGUGCUGCAGAGGCCUCCGGAGUGUCCUCUUUGGAAUCUACCGUGGCCCGUAUCUCCACUGCUGAAACGCCUGAGUGAAACCUGUCUGCAGCCCCCAAGACCGCUUCUGUCCCUGGGAGCGCUCGACUGUGUAAAGACUGAGCCAGCCCAGAGAGCCCACACAGACAAGGGGUCUGGCUGGAGACAGGAUUUCCCGGAGGAGAUCCGCAGACGCCUGCUGGAGGAGAUCAGGGCGGCCAACCCCCCGUUCCCAGUGCGGAGGUUCCUCGCCUGGUUCCUGAGGAAACGGCAGGAACACCUCCUGCAGCCUCCUUCUGCUGAGGCAGACAGGGGCCCUGAAGCCCCCGUUCCUCCAGAGGUCCCUGAGCUGGGUGGCAAGCGGAAACGGAGGCAGGAGGGGCAGGCCGCCGGCAAGCUGCCCAAACGGAGGAGGUCUGCUCGAGGGGAGCAGGAGCCCAUCGUGAUCGAGGAUGACCCCCCGGCCGCGUGCUGUCGUGCCCAGGGGCCGGCGGGAAGGGCCCGGCUCAGCCGAGCGCGGGGGGCCGAUGUCCAGAACGCCUCCCCAGUCCUGCUGGAGGACACUCCACCACCUGCGCAUACUGAAGAAGGAUGUGUGAAGGAGGACGUGCUGUGGACGGAGAAGUACCAGCCGCAGCACUCCAGCGAGGUCAUCGGGAACUCGGCCGCAGUAAAGAAGCUCCGCAGCUGGCUGGAGGAGUGGAAGCAGAGAGCUGACCGAGACGAGAGGAGGAAUCGGAAGGAAAAGAAACAGGAGGACAACAGCAAUGAGUCCUGGGACUGCGGGGACUUCCGGGGGGAGGGCGACGUGGAGGACGGAGAGGAGCUGCUGUGUAACACCCUGCUGAUCACCGGCCCUCCUGGAGUGGGCAAGACUGCUGCUGUGUACGCCUGCGCUCAGGAGCUGGGCUUCAAGGUUUUCGAGGUGAACGCGUCGUCCCAGAGGAGCGGGCGGCAGAUCCUGUCCCAGCUGAAGGAGGCCACUCAGUCCCACCAGGUGGACAUCCAGGGAGUGAACGUGCACAAGCCUGCCUACUUCAACAGCUACAACACCGGCAGCAUCAGGCCUGGCUUUUCCCCAAGGAAGCUGAAUUCCCCCAGGAAGGUUGUGUCCUCCCCCAGGAAGCCUCUCCACUCCCCGUGCAGGAAGCCCAGGAGAGGGGCUCUGGCCCCCACCUCGCUGGCCAGCAUCUUCAAAAACAGCAACAAAACCAAGGGCAAAAGCCCAAGUGUUCAGAGUGAGCCGCUACAGAAUGAAACCGGCCCUCAAAAACCCGUCAGAAGGAAGGAGAGCGUCCCGAAGGCCACGGAGCCCCCCAUCAAACCGUCGUCUGACAAGACGGAGCCCCUGACCGAGGAGCAGAGCAAAAAGACUGCCACGUCGCUCAUUCUCUUCGAGGAGGUGGAUGUCAUCUUUGAUGAUGAUUCUGGGUUCCUGGCUGCAAUCAAAACCUUCAUGGCCACAACGAAGAGACCCGUGAUUCUGACCACUAGUGAUCCUACGUUUAGCGAAAUGUUUGACGGCAAUUUUGAAGAGAUCCAUUUUAAGACGCCUUCAGCGGUGAACGUGCGGAGCUACCUGCAGCUGCUGUGCCUGGCGGAGGGCGUGAGGACGGACGCGCGGGACCUCUCCUCCCUGCUGUGCUGGAACAGGUGUGACGUUCGGCAGAGCCUGCUCCACCUGCAGUUCUGGGUCCGCAGCGCGGGAGGCCCCGGCCCUGACCUACCGCUCCCCGCCCUGGAGCCCGCAGCUCUCGCCCAGGGGGAAACGGAGUCGGUGGAGGCGGCAGAGCCGGCCGACGAGGAGGACCCACCUGCCAGCUCAACCUCCUGCGACUCCAGAUGCACUGAAAGUCUGCUGGGCAUCCUGAACAUCGAUGGCGCGCAGGACCUUUCCGACAUGCUCAAGUGCACCUUUACAGCAGAGCCACGGAGCAGCAGGAGUCGGGAGCUGUUGGUGGAGAGCUGGGGCCGAGGAGUGGACCUGCUGUACUCCAACAUGGAAGAGCUGCUGCCUCUGCCCGUCUGCGCCCUGCAAGGAGCCCUCCUCAGCCAGCAGGGGGCGCCCAAGCCGCAGAGCGCCGCACCGUCGGAGGACUGCAGCCCCGUGAAGACCUCCAGCAGAAUGCAGAGGCGGAAGCGCUUGCGUCUGCAGGACAGAGCUCUGUUUCAGUGCGACUCCGACUCCGACGACGACGGCUUCCUCUCUUUACCCAAACCCCGGAGCGGACCGACCUCGGGAGCAGAGGAGCCCUCCGCUGCCGCCGGCGACGGCCCUCAGCCCGACCCUGCCAGGGAGAACCCCCCGGCGGGAUCCGGGUCUCCCCGGCCGCGCGGGGCGGGCCGCUCCCCGGAGGAGCGGAGGAGCUCGGAGCUGGUCUCCCGCUGCCUGGGCUCCCUGGCCGAGUUCAUGGACCACAUGUCCUUCCUGGACUCCUCCCUGCAGCGCCAGCGCUGGCCAGCAGAGGGCGGCGCGUUCGGCUGGACCGGGGCCGCGGUGAAGGACGGGCUGUCGGACGAGCCCCGGGCGGAAGACCCCGGCAGGGCCGGGUGGGAGGGCUCGGCGCAGAUCCGGGCCCUGGUGGAGGGCAUGAGCUUCCAGAAGUGCCAGGCCAGGGCGGCGGAGGUGUGGAGCGAGGCCCGCGGCACGCAGGAGGAGGCGGGGGAGCCGGCCGCCAGCCAGCUCUCCCUCCCUGUGGGCCCUCACCGAACGGGCUUGAGCUUCUGUCAGACCAGUCCCUGUGAACCCACUGUGACACAGCGACGGCAUGAGGUCAUGAAGACGGUCCUAACCAGCAAAGCCUUCAGCACACUGGGCAACAGGCCAGCCACAGCCACCGACUACCUGCCUUUCCUGCGUAGCGUCUGCAGAUCGGAGCGGCUGAAGGAGCAGGGCAAGGUGAAGCGCAGGUUCCUGCAUUAUCUGGAUUCCAUUCACCUUGGCCUCCCGAAAAACACUGUCCAACUCCUGGCGGCUGAUUUCCCCUGAUGUGGCCGUCAGCCUCCCCCCCGUGUGGUGUCUCAUAAUCCUCUGUACAGUGAUUUACGCAUGCUGUGUACUAUUAUAUGCAAGUCGGUGUACUUUAUUUUAUUUUUUUGCAGUGGCUUUGUACAGACGGCGGCAAGUCCUAUGUAAAGUUGUGUAUUUUUGUAAUGUUUGGCAUUCAAAUUUUUUAUAUCAAGAAAUAAAUGUGCCUCUUAUUUGACUGCGAA